AACGAGAAAGAAACCAUGCAACAUCUAAAUGAUCGCCUGGCUUCAUAUCUUGAAAAAGUUCGGUCAUUAGAGCAAGAAAAUGCUCAACUGGAGAGAAAUAUAAGAGAGUGGUAUGACAAGAACCAACCCUGCACCUUUCCUGAUUUUAGCAGCUACUUUAGGACCAUUCAGGAGCUUCAAGGUCAGAUAUCUUCUGCUACUAUUGAAAAUGCAAGAAUUGUGUUGCAAAUUGACAAUGCCAGGCUGGCUGCAGAUGACUUCAAGAAUAAGUAUGAGAUGGAGUUAAGACUUAAAAACAAUGUAGAGUCUGAUGUUAAUGGCUUGCAGCGUGUCCUGGAAGAGCUGAACAGGGAGGUAUGUGACUUGGAGGGUCAAGUCCAGAGCCUUCAAGAGGAGCUUCUACAGAUGAAGAGGAACCAUGAAGAGGAAGUAAACUCUUUGCGUGCUCAGCUGGGAGCCAGAGUAAAUGUGGAGGUGGAUGCUGCACCAUCAACGGACCUCAACAGAGUAUUGUCUGACAUUCGUGAGCAAUAUGAAAACUUGAUGGAAAAGAACAUGAGGGAAGCUGAGAGCAUGUUCCUUCAAAGGAUUGAGGAGCUGAACCUUCAGAUGGCAUCUGGCUCUGAACAAUUGCAAUCUGUCCAAACUGAAGUGAUUGAUUUAAGACGCAAUGUCCAGACCCUCGAGAUUGAACUACAAAGCCAACUAAGCAUGAAAUCAGCUUUGGAAGGUACCUUGGCAGAAACAGAGGCAACUUUUGGCUCCCAGCUUGCUCAGUUGCAAUGCUUGAUCAACAAUGUAGAGUCUGAAUUGUCACAGAUCCGUGCAGACCUAGAACGUCAGAAUCAUGAAUACAAGAUCCUAAUGGAUCAGAAAACACACCUGGAAAUGGAGAUUGCCACGUACAAGCGCUUGCUUGAGGGUCAUGACAUUAAUGUUUCUGGACACCACCUUUCAAGCACAAAAGAAGUUUCUCAUCAUUCCAUCAAGAUCAUCCACGCUCCCAAACACAGCCAGCACACCAAAUGUUAA
Messenger RNA from Bufo gargarizans (Asiatic toad), 1032 nucleotides. Its product is annotated as keratin, type I cuticular Ha6-like. The coding region runs from base 16 to 1032 and encodes 338 amino acids. The transcript is spliced from 8 exons. NCBI's taxonomy places the organism in Eukaryota, Metazoa, Chordata, Amphibia, Anura, Bufonidae. The record is from RefSeq and is a predicted model, not a curated record. Gene Ontology annotation, molecular function: structural molecule activity.